Messenger RNA from Blepharisma stoltei, 693 nucleotides. NCBI's taxonomy places the organism in Eukaryota, Ciliophora, Heterotrichea, Heterotrichida, Blepharismidae. The record is from the annotation of a GenBank genome assembly.
AUGGCAGACACUCUCAGGAUUCACGGAACAGUCUUUUCCCCUCCAACCCGAGCUGUGAUGAUUUUCUGCAAGCUUCAUAAUAUUCCGAAUGAGCUCAUCCAAGUUGACUUGCUAAAGCACGAGCAAAAAUCUCCAGAGUUUCUUGCCAUUAAUCCAUAUGGCCAAGUCCCUGCAAUUACUCAUGGAACUUUCAGCCUUGGUGAAAGCAAUGCUAUUAUUUACUAUUUAGCUGAAGCCUUUCAUACUGAUUCUCAAUGGUUUCCAGCAGACCUCCAAGCCAGAGCGAGAGUGAACGCCUCACUGCAUUGGCAUCAUACUAAUACAGUCAAAGCUAUUUCUCCUUAUGUUUACAAUUAUAUCGUUUUGCCUAAAUUUUUCAACAAGCCAGUGCCUCCACCUGAAAAAGUAGCAGAAUGGUCAGCAGCUUUGGAGAGUUUCCUUACAUCUAUUGAUGCUGUCUUUGCAAAUGGAAGCUACAUAGCUAGAACUGCUCAGCCAACGUUUGCUGAUAUCUUGUUGUAUUGCGCUUUAAGUCAGUUAGAAUUGAGUAAUUUUGAUUUCAGCAGACAUGCUAAUUUGGUAAGAUGGAGAGAAGAAAUAGGAGGAAUUGAAGCUGUUAGAGAAGUGCAUGAGCCUGUUAGACAAGCUAUAGCGAAGUGGAAUGCAGAAAGCCAAAAUGCGCAAGCGCAAUAA